Messenger RNA from Lodderomyces jiufengensis, 585 nucleotides. It is a transcript of the gene PRE1, whose product is annotated as proteasome core particle subunit beta 4. Gene Ontology annotation, biological process: proteasomal protein catabolic process. The record is from RefSeq and is a predicted model, not a curated record. Gene Ontology annotation, molecular function: peptidase activity. Bases 1 to 585 code for a protein of 194 amino acids. The transcript has a single exon. Lineage: Eukaryota; Fungi; Ascomycota; Pichiomycetes; Serinales; Debaryomycetaceae. Gene Ontology annotation, cellular component: nucleus; proteasome core complex; cytosol.
AUGGAUAUCAUACUUGGGAUAAGAGUAUCAGAUGCAACAAUUAUUGCCACAUCAAAAGCUGCGACUAGAGGUAUAUCCAUUUUAAAAGAUAAUGAUGAUAAAACAAGACAAUUGAAUGCUCAUAAUUUAAUUGCAUUUACUGGAGAAGCAGGUGAUACUAUUCAAUUUUCAGAAUAUGCUCAAGCAAAUAUUCAAUUAUAUUCAAUGCGUGAAGAUGAUGUUGAAAUGUCACCAAAAGCUACUGCAUCAUAUGUAAGAAAUCAAUUAGCAACAUCAAUAAGAUCACGUAAACCAUAUCAAGUCAAUUGUUUAAUAGCAGGUUAUGAUACCAAAACAGAUUUACCAUCAUUGAAUUACAUAGAUUACUUGGGAACUCAAGUAGAAUUACCAUAUGGAGCUCAUGGUUAUGCAGCAUUUUAUACAACAUCAUUAUUAGAUAAACAUUAUAGAAAAGAUAUGAAAAUAGAAGAUGGAUUAAAAUUAAUGGAUAUGUGUGUUGAAGAAUUACAAAAAAGAAUGCCAAUUGAUUUCAAAGGAGUUUAUAUAAAAGUUGUUGAUAAAGAUGGUAUAAGAAAUAUAGAUUAG